Molecule: messenger RNA, 1287 nt
Organism: Electrophorus electricus (electric eel)
Lineage: Eukaryota; Metazoa; Chordata; Actinopteri; Gymnotiformes; Gymnotidae
Gene: ak3
Product: adenylate kinase 3
Biological process (GO): nucleobase-containing compound metabolic process
Cellular component (GO): mitochondrion
Molecular function (GO): ATP binding; AMP kinase activity
Source: RefSeq, a predicted model, not a curated record
CAACCUUGCCGACCGCCAAACACACCGAGUUGCGUAAUCGAUUAUGCAUUUAGAGGAUCGUAAUCCGAGCCUUUAACUCUCCAAAAACUAAACAAGCCAUUCUAGAGAAGCGUCCUUACCUGCUCAUCUACGCUACUUCCUGUGAAGUUGGUGUCCUCCUCCAGAAACGUCAUCGAGCUCGCGAGGGAGAAGUGCGCGAGUGUUUCUGUCUGACCGGAGAUGGCCACAUAACCGAGUACCGUGUUAACUGGAUUGCUGCGUCGCUCAGUGCAUGAGUGUUUAAAAGAGACGGAUUCCGGUCUACUUUUCAAAAGUUAGGUCUUGAGAUAUUUUCACCAUUUUUAAACAUGGUUUUGAAAAGGAUAUUCCGAGGCGUGAUCAUGGGACCACCGGGCUCGGGAAAAGGAACGGUGUCUGGUCGAAUCACACAAACUUUUGGACUGAAGCAUCUUUCCAGUGGUGAUAUCCUCCGAGCCAACAUCAAUGCAAAGACGGAGCUGGGUCUUCUGAUGAAGUCUUGCAUAGACCAGGGUCAGCUGGUCCCUGAUGACAUCAUCUCUCGCCUUGUCCUGGCCAAGCUCAGAGACAUGGAUCACAGCAGCUGGCUCUUAGAUGGGUUCCCCCGGACCGUGGCGCAAGCCGAGAACUUGGACAGCAUGUGCACCUUGGACACAGUCAUCAAUCUGGACGUGCCUUUCGAGACCAUUAAGGAGCGCCUGACGUCACGCUGGGUGCACCUCCCCAGCGGUCGAGUGUACAACACGGACUUCAACCCACCCAAGAUCCCAGGUCUUGAUGAUGUCACAGGGGAACCUUUGAGCCAGAGGGACGAUGACACACCCGUGACGGUGACCCGGAGAUUGAAGGCCUACGAGAACCAGACUCAGCCGGUUUUGGAGUAUUACAGGAGCAAAGGAGUGUUGACGACGUUUACGGGGACUGAAACCAACAAAAUCUGGCCUCAUGUUCAUGCCUUCCUCGGCAAGAAAAUUCCACAUCCCCAGCAGGUCUCAAAAGCACACGAGAGCCCGGAGUGAGUGCCAGCAUGCGUACUAGCCCUGCGGUAUUCUUCAGGACCGCCGCACUGUGCCUCAGGUCUGCUCCAGCGAGAUCUGCAACCGCAAUCUACUCUCGCCACGCACCACAGUGACUCAGCAGUUUCCACGCCUACACCGCAGCUAGAACGCAAAUGUAGGAUGAGUGCUGCAUUUAAAGGUGUAAUUCGAUCAUGUUCUGCAAUAAUCUUUUGAUGUUCAGACUUCAAAAAUAUAUUACUGGAUUUCACUA